This is a messenger RNA of Photinus pyralis (common eastern firefly), 8804 nucleotides long. RefSeq lists its product as uncharacterized. NCBI's taxonomy places the organism in Eukaryota, Metazoa, Arthropoda, Insecta, Coleoptera, Lampyridae. Bases 199 to 8277 code for a protein of 2692 amino acids. The transcript has 5 exons. The record is from RefSeq and is a predicted model, not a curated record.
CGAGCAGUGUCGUUUCGUGUUGUACGUGAGCUUCUCCCUCAUCGUACUUGUUAUAUUUAUUAUUAAGGAUAACAUUAUUGUUAGGCGUGAUAUUGUAAUCAUGUUUUGUAUAGUGGACACCGUACCAGUGUUUAGUAAUAAGAAAAUGCUUGCUUUUCAAUAACCUUCAAUUGUUUAGGGGAUCCCCUGGUGCUCGCAAUGGUGAAUAGCGGGUCCUUCGACUCAGACGUGGAUCGAAAUGAGAAAGACGGCUUUACGCAGCUAAAUCAUAUCGUAGAAACUCCACAAUCGGUCGUUUCGAUUCACGCGGUAAGCGGAAGUCUGUGUGAAAAUGACUUCACAACGCAAACAGCUGAUAGCUUACCAGUCUCGCAAGCUAUCGAACCGACUGCAACCAAAACAGAAUUUAAGUGCAAUAUGUCGGCAGAAUUUGUCCGCGUGCGUGAUACGAAUGUCGAAGGAACAAAGGAAAUGCGUGGCAAAAUAGAAAUACAACAGAAGAAUAAAAAAGUCGCCGAACAAAUUGUAAAAAUGAGAUGUUUGAGGAAUUUUAAGGUCGAAGGGAAACCGAGCAUUUGCUGUAGUGUGCCAUUAGAUAGAAUUCCCGAUGUAUUAAAAGUUUGUAGUUCAUUAAUUGCAGCUAAAACGGCCGUCACUGUUGGCGAAAAAUCGAAAGAGGUGAUGAAAAAUAAGGAAAUGUGCCUCUAUUGCGAUCGCACCUUCAUCAUCCCCGCAAUGAAACAGAAGCACAUGAAUCGAUUCCAUUCCUUAAAAUUAAGUAAAUUUCGAAAUUUGCCGAAUGUGCGAAGAUCUUUAAUUAAAUGUUGGUUUUGCGACUUAAAUACCGAAAAAUUCGAACUGAAACAACUAUUCGCGCAUUUCGUUACGGAACAUUCGGAAAAAUACUUCGGUUGUUUAGAAUGCGAAAUUAGAUUUCCCACCUUCCACGCGAUUGAAUCCCACAACACCUUGAUGCAUAGCACCGUUUCCCCACUAAGAGUUUCAACGGAACCGGUGAUUACCUCUGAACUCAAAACGGGUACGCACGAAGAUACAACGAAAACACCAUCUGAAAAGGUAGAACCACCACUAGCCAAAACAAAAACAGAAAAUAAAAGAAACAUUAAAGCAAAUAAUCAAAAUUCCUUAAAUUAUUUAAAUAGUGAUACAGUAAAAACCAGAAGAAAGUGCCAGUCUAAAUAUCUUAGUUAUAACAAAAACGGCAACUCCAACUCACAGUUACCUGACUCAUUAGAAGACUCUCAAAAAACGAAUAAUAGUAAAAUUAAAUCUAAAACGAAAUUAGUAAAAGAACUGCGAAAUAAAAAGCUAUCGGUAAUUAGCACGAAAAUGGGAAUGAAGCACUGCCUACGAAUCACUAGGCAACGCAGUAAAAUACUAGAAAAUGCGAAAAACAGCAAGAAAAGAAUCGCGCCGCCAACGCAAAAACCUCAAUCGAACCUCACUACCAAAUACAUUACGUACCCAAAUAGCUGUUCCCCUUACGACAUAUCCUAUCGAGUAAAAAAGAUAACGGACCAUUCGAUAGAUAACUUACGGAUAAGUUCAUUAACUUUUGACGACGUUUUCGAUAAGGCGUUUUUUAAUCGGGUCAAAUGCAAUAUCCAAGAGAAUCUGCUGAACUUCGUCGAUGGGAAGGUAUUCAAAAGUGUCGAAUCGGAAAAUCGCAUUUCGAGCUUUCAGAAGAGGGAGGACUCGCCGCCGGAGGAGGGAAACAGCAAUUGCGGGUACGCCAUGACCUCCACCCCCGUCGUGCUAAUCGAAGCGAAUAUCAUUGACGAUCUGGAGUCGCAAUUUGAUUCGAAAUCGAAAAAGAAAGGGAGCGCGUCCGCCGACGAAAUUCUUCCAUUCAAGUACUUCACGCGCAGAAAGUACCAAGCGGUCAUUUCGGAGAGGAAGGGCAACAAGGACCUGUCAAAGCUUGAUAUGUGGACGCAGUUAGUGAUGAAGAACAGGCAACAGAAGAUUUUGAGCGAUCAAAAAACCGACAAGGAAAUGGUGGAAUACAAGAAGAGCGACGAGUACAAGACGAAAGUGCAGUUGGAGGAACUGAACGGGAUUUUAGACAAGCGCGGGCCGCUUGAAGAUCUAAGGGAGGAAGCUAUGCGAACGGUUGCGUUGGAGAAACUAAAUUCCGUUCCUGCCGAAAAGAAUGUGGAAAGCUACCUGGAUGUUACCAUAAUUCUGAACGAUCUGCUAAAUAAUUUAUUUCCAAAGGAUACGUCCUCGACUGAUUUGCCGUUAAGUGAUAGUGUUCGUAAUCAAGCAAUUAUACCGGAAAAUAAGCUUCAGGCUGAAGAAAUGCUGAACGUGUUCAACUUGCAACGGAUUUCGUACGUGCCUCAGCGUGUGGAAGAUGGCGAGACUGCAAUGACCGAAUUGACCGGGGAGUGGGCGCGCACGAGGAUAUAUGUGUGUGCGGCGUGCGGACUGAAAUUGCCCAACGCAAAAUUACUAGUGGACCAUAAAAAUUUGUUUCACGUAAACGUGUGGUGCCAGCAUUACGAAUUUGUCGGGAAUCAGGGUGAAUUGUAUAGACAUUUAAGUAUUCCGGGUUUGGGGAAAAUCGGUGCAAUUGAAGAUAAAUUAGUGAACGAUAUUUGGAGAAGGAGUGACGCUAGGGUGUGUAGUAAGUGCAAUAAACGGUUCAAUUGUUUAGGAGAUUUACAUAGACACAUGUUGGAGUGUGGUGGUGACUUGGCGUGGAUGUUAGAAAGAAAGAAGUACAAAUACCGUCCAUACGGAUCAAAAACUAGAAAGAAGAGGCGCGGUUUAUUGCGGUUACUUCAUGCAUUCCGAAAUCAUACAAGGGAGAAAAGAAAAAAGACAAUUAAAAAGUUCACCGGCCCUCGUCAAAAACCUAGUGAUGCUGAUACCAUACAGCGUAUGCUAGCGAAUUUACCAGCAAAAAGAACGACAAGAAAAGUAAUUUCUCUUAAAGAUGGAUUUCCAAGGACCGUAUUAACUAAGAAGUUAGUUAAUGCAAACUCCCAACCAAUACAAAAAGAAGUGAAGACCGUGGUCAAGAAUGUGAAAAAGAAUUCGAACAUAAACAGAACAAGAAGACUGUUGCGUUCAAACAGUUCGAUUUUAUUAGAAAACAAUUUACUAUUACCAAAGUUUAAAAGAAAAAAGAACGAAAAUCACAUUAUUCAAAGGUGCUCUUUGAGAACAAACAAAAGUAUACAGAAGAGGUUUCUAACCAAGAAUCCCAUUGUCUCUACCUGUAAACUAUCGGACGAAUUGAUUAAAACUCUCACUCGAAAUGAUCAGGGAUCAUCAGAAACAGGAAGUAGUGAUGAUGGUACAUCGGAAGAUCAAGUUGAAAGUAACAUUCCACAAAAUGCCGACGGUAGUCCAAUUAAAGAUACUGUACCAGUGAAUGAUAAAUUAAAUGUACAAGUAGAAGUAGAACAAGACGGUGGAAAAUCGCUUAGGAGAAAGAAACAGAAAAAUAAGGUACAAUCGAAAGUUGUAAGGAAAAAAGUUUCCGAAAUUAAAGGCAAAAAAAACUUUAGCGAUAUGAGUAACAUUCGAAAAUUACGCUAUCGAAGCGCGAAAAUUUUACCAACAGUUUCCUCUCAAAAAUUUCGACCCAAAAUUAAGAAAAAGACAAAGAGGAAUUUUGUUAAAAAGAGCGUGACUGAAAUUAUUCAAGUUGAUGGAUGCUCGCAAAGUAAAUCCUUCUCUAAGAGUGAUAUCGACAGCAAGGAAUGUGAUAUAUCUUCAAAUUUAGUGGUUACUGUAACCAACAUUAAUCCACCAGCGCAAAGUAGUGAUAAUACUUUGCAACUAUCUACUUCAGAGGUUGAACCUAAUUUGGAUGAAAAUAAGUUAGAACCGUCCAACCUAGAAAAUGAUAAAAUGCCAACAGAAGAUAAUUUACCAGUACCCAUUAUAGCUCCAUUUGAAACUAAGAUUGUCGAAGCCACACCUGCACCGCAACCACCCAAACGAAUUAAGAAACUAAGGGGUUUGAACGAUUGCAUCGCUAUGUUAACCAACAAAUUACAUGACAAAAACUUUGACUCUAAUGGUAGCAACGCCCUGGAGAAUUUCUGUAGUAAAACCAUUCACUCAAUAUUGAACAACGCAACGGGAGGCGUGCAAGUCGAGUCCAACAAUGCUCCAGUAACUGUGCAACAAAGUGAAGAACAUAAAGAACCUGCCCCAUUAAUCGAUCAAGUGAUGUUGAAUAUUUCCAUUGAGAAUAAAGUCGUGGAGACUCAACGCUCGGUACUAACAGAAUCGGUCACCUAUGAAGAUUUCUAUUGUAUACCUGAUAAACCAGCAAAAGUUAAACAUAAGAGACGAAAAACUCGGAAGAAAGAGUUGAAGACUAUUCCUGAAAUUGUCAAUGAUAAAUUGCAAGAAAAUAAUCCGGAAUUCAACAGGAAUUGUUGCAUAGAGAAUCAGUUAAAUUUGGAAAAGGAGCAGGUGUGCAGCGAUAGCGAUAAAUUUUCAAACAGCGAAAAGGAGAAUACUUUCAGUGAUCACUUACACAAAGUCCCAAAGACGAAGAAGACAAGGCGGAAGUAUGAGAGGGUCAUUCAAUUGACGCUCCCGACACAAGUAGAAUCUCCGACUUCGAUUGUAGACAGUCAUAUCAUUGACGUUAUCAACGCGGUAGCUACCAAUGAACUUGUUGAUUCGGAAGAUGAGGUCCCACUAGCGCAAUUGAUAAAAAAAUAUGACGUGCAACAAAUUGAAGAAACCUGCACAUCAGAUCACGGUGAAGUUAUGAAUUUGGUAAACACAGAUCCUUCCCCAAUUGCGAAUGAAGAGGUGGCUGUAUCCGAACAAGUGGAGAAUGAAGAACCGAAAGAUAGUGCAGAAAAUGUUGAUCUUCACCAAGCAAUGGAACUUUUCAAGGAUUCGAAUAAUGAAAUUGAAUCCAAUGAAGCACCGCCCGAUUGCACAGAUACUUCAGCUUCUGAGAAGUUGGCAAACGAAGCACAAGAGACGGUUGUAACCGCCGAGACCCCACUGUUGGAUAAUGUUCAAGAAAAAAUCCCCAAACCCGGCACAGCUAAAUCAAAGCGAAAAAAGAAAGUCGUGCGGAAAACCAAAGUGAAGGUGAUGAGCAAACCAAGCGAGGUGGAGAAUGCAUAUUGUGAUAUUUGUAAUAAAACAUUUCGGAGAAGCGAGAAUUUACUCAAACACAAACGUACACUAACACACAUUGCGAAACUUUCAGAACUAGAAGCCUUGGAGAUGGCAACGAAUUCGAAAAAACUUGAUGAGCCGAUAGUGAUAGAAGAAUAUAAUGUGAUGAACGAGGAGCAAAUGAGUUACGAAAAUAUUGGAUCGGUAACAUGCGAUGCUUAUCCACAGAGUGAAGUAUCUGCCACUUUUGAUUUGGGGUCGCCUCCCGAAACACUAAAGUUGGUCGAUAUAAUAAAUGAUGUUCUAAGCAAACCAGUCGACACUGAAUACGUUGAGCAUAGAAAUUUCUCAAAUUUAGUGUUGCAAUCGGAUCCCGAAAUAAAGCGUUGCAAAAGUUUAGGGGAACGUAAGAGUUUUGACUGUGAUAAAUUGCAAACUGUCGAUACUACGUCUUUGCCUACCAUCGAAGAUGAUUUUGAAGAUGCAAAGAUUUCGAACACUGCCGCUGACGUAAUUGUAGAAAAGCAGAUAUCCUUACUAGAAAAUAUGAUUGAAGAUAAUAGGAAGUCGGCCGAAUUCGUCUCGUCCGAUUUACCGGAAUAUUCCUGCGAAAGUAACUCCUCGACGUUUAGUAUUCUCAGUGAUCAUAAACCCGAAGACUCGAACGAAAUUACGUUUACUCACAACACAAAUAUUAUCGCUAAAUUAAUCAAGCCCACGACUGACGAUGUCGUGAUUCCAUCAGCUCACUACGAACAAAUUUCCGAUGAUAGCAAUUCUAGUCAUUUUCCAAUUGAAGAACAGAAAUCUCGCAAAGUGCUAAAUAGGGACGAGGAGUUAUUUUUGGAAUGCUGUAGUUUACUGAAGAGCAGUUCAGAUGUAUCCGAUCUCUGCAGAAAAUCCGUAAAGCCUGCGAAAUUCUUCAAUAACUUCGGCUUAAAACCAGUCGACGAACUUGAAUGGAUGGAACAAAAACAGAUACCCAUCGCUGGUACGCUUUUAGACCACACAACUGCAACACCACUAAAUCUUACUCACUCGAAUACCCCCGUUUGUGAUACUUUCUACAGUGAUGUGACGUUUUCAAACACUGACAAUUCAAACUCGAAAAUCUUUUUGGAAAAGAGUGAUAACAAUUUCUUUACGCAACCACCAAUGUUUGAAGAUAUUUCUACCGAAAGCGAUGACUCGUCAAGGAAAUCGAUGACUAACUCAAAAUCGGUUGCGACGGCUUCCGCAGAAUAUAACGGUAACGCGAAUUUCGGUAACGAAGAUCGAUCUAGUCCAAAUGUUGAAAGUGCCCAAAUUCCGUGCGAAGAUAGUGAUCAGAUAGAAGUUGAGUGUGACAAUGUACGAAUUGUUGAGAAUCAACGGCAAAAUGAAGAAGAAGCUUUGCAACCAGUAGAAAUUCAAGAUGAUGUCAAAUCACCCUCUCCAACGCCAUUGCAAAAAAGCGAGGGAGUUAAAAUAAUUCAAUCAAAUAUAACAGAUUAUGUAGUAACAAAAAAUGUUAAAAAACAUGAGAAUAAGAAAUUGCUUACUAAAGGCGCUUUAAAGGUAUUCGAGGGCCUUAAGGUUUCCAUUCCGAAAGGCGAUCUAGAUAUGAAAGAGGUACUAAGCUGUAGCCCUACGUCAAAACGCUUAGAAAUUGAAGCCGAGCAAGACAAAAUAGCGGAAAAGAAAUCUCACACGAGAAAAGACUUCAUCAAUCGGAAUUUCAUUUUUAAUAACAUACUUAAGAACGGUAAAAAAGUAAACAACAAAUUAGGAUUGAAGGUCACAAAGAAAAGGUAUAAUGCACAAAAGCAUGCGAAAGUUAUUAAAGCGAGUCACGAUAAAAAGUCUCAUGACGUUUACGACUUUGAGGAGACGCAGGACAGCGUAGAUAUGUUUAUGAAAAAUUCCGAUUCUCUGCCAGAUUAUCACAGUUUUAAAAAUAAAAUAUCGUGCAAGCUGGGUCUUGCGGAGGAUGUCGACGAAAACGAGUCAACAUUACCGAAAAGUAAAGAGGAUAUGAAAAAAACCACUCUAAACAAUUCCAAUUUACCGCCGUCGAGAAAAUUGAAAAUGAAUAAAACGAUUACAAAGAAGAAAUGUAUGAUAAUGGGACGAAUUUUUAAGAAUGCUCUCAAGCCGAAAGCCGCAGACGAAAUGAAAAACAUUCCCGCCAUUGAUAAUUCGAAAAUCGUCGAGAAUUUCGUUAUGGAUUGUCACAAUUUACAGAACACUAGUCAAACGAAACACAAACUAACAGAGGAGGAGAUGAAUUUAUUGUUCGACAGUUUAUUAAACGAAGAUAAUUGUAACGGCGCAAGUAAAGAGACUCUUAAAAAUGAUCAUACCGCUGAAGUGAAAAGUGUCGAUACGAAACCUAAAUCGAAAGCUAACCGGCCGAAGAAAAGGCAGAGGGCACAUUCGUCGGAUUCGUCAGACGAAGAGUUCAGCAUUAAAAAAUCGUCCAAAAAGCAAGUAAAUAGAAAAUCUAGUAAUAACGACUGUGUUAUCAAUCUCGAACAGGAAUUAAAGGAGUGCAUCGGGGUUGCGAGUAGAAAAAGUCAGCGCAAAUGUACUAGUGGGAAACAAAACGUUUUGGUCGAGUAUUGGAGUUCCGACGAGUCUAAUUUCGAUUACGAAAGCGUUACCAUGUUGGAUAAUGUUAUCAAUACUAACCCCGUAGAAGACGUCCCGGCGAAUCCAUUUACACAAAUCAUAACUAGCGCAAUAGACGCUACUGAAAUGGACGAGGGAAAUCACUUGGAUGAUUUAUCGGUCAAAGAAGAUGCAGACGACAAAUCCAAAGAAAUGAAGAAGCGAUGUUUUAAAACAAAACACUUCCGAAAGAAGAGCGCCAUCGCGACCGAUAAAACGAUAGAAGGGCGCGAUUCGGUGACAAUAGCGUCUACCCGACAGAAACGUAACGCCGCCGACACAUUGUACUAUUGGUCAAGCUCGAGCGAGGACGAAAUGCAAGACAUCAUCGAAGUGAAACCAUUACGGGACGACGGCGAAGAUGAUGAUAGGCCGACGCAGCAAGGGUGGAUCGUUGGCGAUUCGCCGAAAAAGUUAGUUACAAUGUUAGCACAGGCUAAAGGUAAAAAACUCGAUGUAGAAUAUGUUAAAAAAAAUCGCAAAAAAAGAACUACUCUAUAAUAAUUAUUAAAUAUUGUGUUCAUAAAUCAUGCGUGUCUGUAGUGUGAGUCGUAAUCAAUUUAUAAAACACACCAAAUGUUAUAUUGUGCCACAAAAGUAAACGUGAUAAAUUAUGCGUACAAACAAAAAAGGGAAUAAAUAUUGUGUUAUAAUGAAUGAAUGUCGGUUGCUCUUUUAAAUGGAGAAGUUUUGUUUGUAGUUUAAAGAAGCAUUUACAGAUAUAGAUAAAGCUACUAGUGAUGUUUAUUGGUAAGGCAGUGUAUCGCUGCACCUGCACAUACGGUUGUAGGUUAUAAAUUUUAUCACAUUGAUAAUUAUUUCUAUAAACUGUAAGUAAUUGAAUUUGUAACUAGUAAUCUAUAAUAAUUAUAAUUGUAGUCAUUGUUCUUCCCAUACUCAAAUUAAGUAAUUUGGCAUAUGGAAUUCGACUGUUUAUUUACAAAAAGCGUACAUUUUAUUUUCAUUUUAUUUAUACAUAUAUAUUUAUUGUUAUUAAUACUACCGAAUGGUUGUUAUUUCCAAAAAUU